AUGACUGCGCGUGAUCCAGUGGUUCUGCCUGCGGCCGAUCCGGCCAAGGUGUUCAGGCCCGACAUCUUCAAGGGCAAGGUGCUCUUCUGCACGGGCGGCGGCUCGGGCAUCUGCUACGAGAUGACCAAGACCAUAAUGUCGUUCGGAGCCAACGCCGCCAUCCUGGGCCGCAAGGCAGACCGUCUCGCCAAGGCGUCCAAGGAGCUGUCGGCUGCAACGGGCCAGGAGUGCAUCCCGUGCCCCGCGGACGUGCGCGAGCCCGAGCAGCUCAAGGAAGCCGUCCGCAAGACUGUCGAGAAGUUCGGACGCAUCGACUUUGUCAUCGCCGGUUCGGCCGCCAACUGGCUUGCUGGCAUCGAGCAGAACUCGGAGAAGGGCUUCAAGACGGUCAUUGACAUUGACCUGAUCGGGUCGUACAACACCGUCAAGGCGACGCUCGAACAGGUGACCAAGAACCGCGGCAGCUACAUCUUCAUCAGCGCCACGCUGCACUACUUUGGUCUGCCGUACCAGUCGCAUCCCUCGGCAGCCAAGGCGGGCGUCGAUGCGCUCAGCAGAGUGCUCGCCGUUGAAAUGGGACCGCUGGGCGUGAGGAGCAACGUCAUUGCUCCCGGUCCCAUCUCGGGCACCGAGGGCAUGGACAGGCUCGCACCCAAGGGCAUGGAGGAAGCCGUGGCAGAGAUGGUACCCAUGAUGCGCAUGGGCGCCAAGUCCGACAUCGCCGCCGCCGGCGUGUACCUCUUCAGCGACGCUGCCAGCUUCGUCAACGGCACCCAGAUGGUCGUAGACGGAGGCGCGUGGCACAUCCAGGGCCCCAUGCUUCCCUACCCAACCACCUCGCUCGACCCCAAGUCGCUCUCGGACCUCGUCACCGGCUCGCGACUCUGA
Moesziomyces antarcticus is the source of this 888-nucleotide messenger RNA. RefSeq names its product NAD-binding protein. Gene Ontology annotation, biological process: fatty acid catabolic process. The coding region runs from base 1 to 888 and encodes 295 amino acids. Gene Ontology annotation, molecular function: 2,4-dienoyl-CoA reductase (NADPH) activity. NCBI's taxonomy places the organism in Eukaryota, Fungi, Basidiomycota, Ustilaginomycetes, Ustilaginales, Ustilaginaceae. The record is from RefSeq and is a predicted model, not a curated record. The transcript has a single exon.